Molecule: messenger RNA, 3830 nt
Organism: Sardina pilchardus (European sardine)
Lineage: Eukaryota; Metazoa; Chordata; Actinopteri; Clupeiformes; Clupeidae
Gene: ccm2l
Product: CCM2 like scaffold protein
Exons: 10
Coding region: 22-1905 (627 amino acids)
Biological process (GO): heart morphogenesis
Source: RefSeq, a predicted model, not a curated record
ACUGCGCCUGGGCCACCAGCCAUGGACUAUGACAAACCCAGAAAGGGCUUCAUGUCCCCCAUAAAGAGGCUGGUCUCCUCCAAGGCGGCGCGCCACCAGGCGGACCGGGGGAGCGUGCGCCGGCCCCUCCACACCGUGCCCCUGUACCCGCCGGACUACCUCAUCCACCCCGAGAGGCUCAUCUACGACUACGUGGAGAAGGAGGUCAAGUUCCUGGGGCACCUGACCUGGGUGUCCUGCUCCCUGAACCCCUCCAGCAGAGACGAGCUUCUGCAGCUACUGGACACAGCCAGGAAGCUGAAGGUGCUGCCGCUGAAGACCAGCCCGGAGCAGGACUGCAUCCUGAGCCUGUCGGCGCGCUGUCUCCUGCUCACCUGGAGGGACAACGAGAAGCUGCUGCUGCGCAUCCCCACGCACGAGAUCGCCGCCGCGUCCUACCUGAGGGACGACGCCCUGCACCUGCUCGUGCUCAAGACGGGUCUGAACGUGGACACGGUGCUGGCCGGGGACAGCCUGGAGAAGAAGUCCGGCGGCGGUGUCGAUGGUCGCCGGCAGACCAUGAGCAACGCAGACCCCCGGCCAGCAGGGGGCACUAUGGAGCGGCGCCACACCAUCUGCGGCGUGGACUGGAAGCCCUCCUCCCGCCAGAGCAGAGACAGCCAACAGCAGCAGCAGCAGCAGCAACAGCAGCAGCAGCAGCAGCAGCAGGCGGGGGUCAAGGGUGGCGGUGCGGGGGGCUCGGCCGGCGGGAGCCUGGAGCGCAAGCGCGUCUCAGGCAGCUGGGAGCGCCGGCAGACCCGGAGGGCCGGCGGGGGAAGCUGGGAGAAGCGGCCCAUGAGCGGCAGCUGGGGGGACCGGCGACCGGUAGGGGGCAGCUGGGAGCGACGCGUGCCCGGGGUCGGGGGGAGCUGGGAGAAGAGGCACGGGCCGGGCGGCGGGGGCAAGCCAGGGGGGGGUAGCUGGGAGCGGAAGCACACGCCCGGGGGCAGUUGGGAGCGCAGGCACGCCUGCACGGGGAGCUGGGAGAGGGGCAAGGUGUACGGGAGCUGGGAGCGCAGGAACCACAACCCCCUGGAGCCCACACCCUGCCCAGACGCCUACUGCAACCUGGUCAUCCUGGCUGUGGAGAACAGGGAUGCUGCCGAGGAAUACUGCGCUCUCAUUUGUCAGAUGUUCCAGAUUAUCUACGGGCAGCAGACCAUUGAGUGUGUGGACAGGGCGGGCUUCCACUACACCAUGCCUGACCGCUAUUGGCUGCAGAGAAGUGACAGCUGCUUGACAGAUAUGACAUACGGCUAUGACGCUGACUUCAGCUGCUGUAGCUCCUUCGACGGCUCCGACGCCUUCGACCCGUACUACAGCGAGACCUACAGCGAGAGCUCGUCGCUAUCCUACCAGGGCUCGCACCGGAGCCUGGCGUCGGUGCACAGCGACGGAGAGCCAAACAACGCAUGCGUGCAGCUCAUGCAGGAGUACAUGAUCACGCUCCGGAACAGGCUGAGUCCCCAGGAGAUCCAGCGCUUCGCCGUGCUGCUCCGCGAGUACCGGAUGGGCGCCGCCAUCGACGAGUUCUGCUCCGACCUGCUGCAGCUCUACGGGGACACCCGCAAGUUCCUGCUGCUCGGUAUGCGACCAUUCAUCCCAGACAAGGACGUGGGAGUCUUUGAGAGCUUUCUGGAAGGCAUCGGUAUCCGGGAGGGCGGGAUCCUCACGGACAGCUUCGGGCGCAUCAAGCGCAGCAUGAGCAGCACCUCGGCGACGGCCGUCCGCGGUUACGACAGCUGGUCCCUCCCAUCCGGCUCACAGGACUUCAACCAGCGGAUCAGUGACAUCACGCACGACAUCGAGGCCCUGGGGUUUGAGGAGGGAGACGGGGACAUUGAGGAGGAGGAUUAUUACCUGUGAGCCAGACGGGAACUGCUGUGCUGGGACUUUGUGUGUGUGUGUGUGUGUGUGUGUGUGUGUGUGUGUGUGAAUACUGUAUGUGAGUGUGUGUGUGUGUGUGUGUGUGUGUGUGUGUGAGUGUGUGUGUGGGAGACAGUGAAAGAGGGAGAGAGAGCCUGUGUGUGUGUGUAUAUAUGUGUGUGUCUGUGUGUGGGUUUGUGUGCGAUACAGACAGAGAAUAGAAGGCAGAGCCAGAGAGAUCAAAAGCAUCCGCAUGGAGAUAACUCCAUGAAAGAGGAGCUGUUUUGACACAAAGUCAAAGCAGCACUCAUCCCACAGUGCAAUGUUCCCCGUGCCUGUGUGUAUGAAUCAGAGCGUAGUUAAAGAAUCCGCUUUAGCUCUGAUAACCUCAAGCCUGUAGUAAAAACAGUGUCUUCACACACCAUUUAUACACACAGGCUCUCUCUGUGGGGCACCCACAACUGUGUAUGAUAAAUCGGCUUUUUACAUCCCAUUUGCAUCCAGUCAUUUCCAUCCAAUUUGCAUACAAGUCGAUCUACACAUCAUAGAGCCUGAUGUUGUGAAUGGCGAAAUAAUUGGAGAGAAAGCACCAGGAUGAAUGAGAAAGACUGUGAAAUUAGAAGAAAGGGUGUCUUUGUCCUAAAGGAAUUUAAACAGGGUCGAAUAGCAGAAAAGGCCACAUGCAGUUUAGGUGGGAUGGAGUGAACGUGCAAAAGAGAAGGAGAUGUGGAGAGGAGGAGAUGGAGGAAGAGAGACAGCGGAAAAUAGAGCAAGAGAGGGAGAGAGAGCAAGACAGGGAGAGGGAGCGAGAGAGGGAGCGAGAGAGCUGGGCCAUCGUCGAUGCACAGUAAUCGGGAGUGGCAUGGGGAUGGUCGACUCUGCCUGCAGAGCAUAAAUUGCCCUCCCUGGGGGAGACGUGUUAUGAAAUAGGGCAGCUCAGCCAGCAUGCUCUGUGGUGGCACCGUGACCUUCCCACAGGCCUCUGCCUCUCUCUCUCACCCCUCCAGUCCCUGCCAGCCAGAUGAGCCGCACGGAUGACUGCACAAGUCCCUGCGGGGCCAGCAAAGGGCACCUACAGCUCUGACCGUUUCUUACGUAAUCACGAAGAGAGAGCAAGCGAGAGAGAGCGAGAGAGAGAGUGGGAAGUCUCUCAUCCUAAGUUUAUGUAUCAUGAAAAAAAAAAAAUUACAUAACGUCACUGUUUGUGUAACAUCAUAAAACAAAAUUACUCUCAGAAGAGCGAAAAGAUAACAAGCGUAAACAUUCGUCAUGGAAUGAUAACACGCAAUGUCAUUACAAGCCCAGCUGCCAUUUUUAGCUUCUGUAAGAGAAGGGAGGCUCUAGCACAGAAGUCAAGUCAGCAGUUAUCAGUUGGAGCAGUGCAGUCAGUCAGGGAUAAGGGUGCCAGCCAGCCAGGCCCAGCCACGGGCUAUUUAAGAGGGUUUGCUGUGCACCGCCAGGCGCCAGCUGCCAAAGUAUCACAGUCGCACACGAGUAAAUAUCUCCUCCCGAAUCAGCUAAAAGUGUUGCAAAGCUCAUGCUUUAAUUGAAAGCAAAAAGUGCAUUAAUUGAAACAUUUUAUUUUUAAAAAAUGCAAAACAAUUUGAAAUUGUUUUAAGUAUGUGUCUCACAUGGAGGAAAAUGCAAGGAACUGACUCAUUGCUGUGGUCAUAGGUUGCUAUAGGGAAGUUAGAGGAUUUUAGAGGUGCAGGGCACCAGUAGGCUAUGUGAAUAGGUUAUACACUGGGUGAUAACUGUCAUUACAGCAUUAUUAGCCAUACAAAUUGGAGAAGCUAAUUUUAAAAGAAAGCUGAAAAGCAGUCUCUGUGAACGUAAUACUAUGAAAAACAGGUAAAAAAAAUGUAAAAACAGUUGUAGACCUUAAGUUGUUUCAUUGACUAGAGCUUCACUGAAUAAACAACAUG